CCAUCUCCCUGAAGGCCUGAACCCCCACCAUCGUCGUCGUCGCGAUGGUGGACGCCAACUACAGCAGCGGAGUGCUUCUCCCGGCGCGUGCAACAGCGGCGGCGGCGGCGGCCGCGCCGCGGCGGAGGCAGAAGUGGGCGGUGGAGUUCGCGCGCUACUUCAGGACGCCGCGGCGGGACCCGUCCAACCCGCCGCCGCCCGGCCUCCGCCUCGUCUCCCGGGGCAAGCUCCGCCACCACGGCACCUGGCUCCCGGCCGCCUCCCCCGCCACGCUCGCCAUUUCCCUCCCCAGCCACUCCUUCGCGGCCCCUGUCCUCACCGUCUCCAUCGGCAACGUCGUCUUCGAGGAGCAUUUUGUUUCCAUCCUCAAUUUCUCAUGGCCUCAGGUUACAUGUGUGACACAAUGCCCAAUUAGCGGGAGCAGGGUGGUGUUUGUGAGCUUUUGUGAUAAGUCCAAAGAGAUCCACAAGUUUGCUUUACGUUUCCCACAACUCAGUGAUGCAGAAUCAUUUUUAAAUUGUGUCAAGGAAUGCUCAACUAACACCAUGGAUAUCAUACCAUCUGGAAGUGACUAUCUUUGUGAAGAUUCAUCAGCAUCUGAAUAUAUUGCUUCUAGUGGAAUUCACCAAAGGCCUCAUGACACUUCAAGCUUUGAGAAGCCAGAGCAGCCUACCCACAGAACAAAGACACCAGCAUUACACUACCAUGAAGAACCAGACGUGCCUAUCCACAGAACAGAGGCACCAGAAUUAAACCAGCAUGAGACAGCACCACUAGGCCACCAUGAGGCACCAGAAGAACCUCUUCUUCAACCUCUCCUUGCUACCACAGAACAGCAUGAGACAGCAGCACUAGGCCACCAUGAGGCACCAGAAGAACCUCUUCUUCAACCUCUCCUUGCUACCAACGUUGAUACCAUCUUCUCUGGUUUCCCCCCAAGUUUUACUGAUAUGCUGACACAAUUUUCAUGUAAAACUGAGAAAGAUGCUGAACCAUAUCCAGUGACUGCAACAGACCAUGCACUACAAGAGGUGUCUGUGUUGGAUACUUCUCAUAAUGUUGCAAUUGCCACAACUUCUGCUAAUGAAAUUGAUGUUAGUAAAGAAACAAGAGAUAUUGUGACAAGGAUAAAGACAUAUAUGGCUGAUGGUGGCUUCCACGAUAUGUUGUCCAAGAUCGAGAAAGUUAUUGAUGAACUGGGUGGCGACUUGUCACUGUAGAUAGAAAAACAUCCUCUGUGGUGGGAAGGCCUUUAUUUCCCUAUGAUCUUAUGUACAUCGUAGCUGUAGUUCACUUACUAUCCUCUGCAGCUUUUGCUCCCAGAAGAAAAAUGUUCAGUAAAGCUUCCAUCAAGAUGGGAAGUAUAUUGUCUCUGACGUAUUGCGUAGUACAUCUAAGGACUACUUUGUGUGAAAUUUUAGGGUUUGCACCUGCAGUUUUGGACUUUUGGUUACGCGUUA
Oryza brachyantha (malo sina) is the source of this 1460-nucleotide messenger RNA. Its product is annotated as protein POOR HOMOLOGOUS SYNAPSIS 1. The coding region runs from base 45 to 1220 and encodes 391 amino acids. NCBI's taxonomy places the organism in Eukaryota, Viridiplantae, Streptophyta, Magnoliopsida, Poales, Poaceae. The transcript has 10 exons. The record is from RefSeq and is a predicted model, not a curated record.